AUGAUAUCUUUACUGCUGCUGCGCCAGCAGCUGUCCAAAAAUUGCAAGAUUUCGCUGAUCAGAGCACUGGCAGAUGGAAAGGGCUCGCCCAAAGAAGGCAGUAGUCCCAGCGGAAAGCCAAAGGAAAGCACUAAAUUUCCAUUCCAGAAGCCCCCACCAACGCCACUAAAAUUCCCCGUUGAGGAUGAGGAGGAGCAUAGAGCGAAGCAUUUGGUCGAUUUGAUUAAGAAGAAAAUUGAAGCCUCUCACCCACUUCCCAGUGAAGUCGGCUGCCAAAAAGGUGGAGAGGGAGACGCGCGGACGCAUGGCAGGGACUUGGCCUGCUGUGGCACAGAAAGCAAAAGGUCCAGCUGGGCCAGGAGCCUCAAAAGUGUACCUCCCCGCAAGGCAGGACCUCCUCCACCCAGUAAACCACCACCGGGCACACCCCCGCCACAGACAAAGAAAACAUUUGGCCCACUGGCCGAUGCGGAUCGCAUCUUUACCAAUCUGUACGGUCGCCACGACUGGCGCCUGAAGGCCGCCAUGAAGCGCGGCGACUGGUACAACACCAAGCAGAUCCUGGAGCAGGGUCAUCUGUGGAUCAUCAACGAGCUGAAGACCUCUGGGCUGCGCGGCCGCGGCGGUGCCGGCUUCCCGAGCGGCCUCAAGUGGUCGUUCAUGGACAAGCCACCGGAUGGCAGGCCCAAGUUUCUGCUGGUCAACGCGGAUGAGGGGGAGCCGGGCACCUGCAAGGAUCGCGAGAUCCUGCGCCACGAUCCGCACAAGCUGGUGGAGGGCUGCCUGAUAGCUGGUCGUGCGAUGGGUGCCAACACCGGAUACAUCUACAUUCGGGGAGAGUUCUACAACGAGGCAUGCAACCUGCAGUACGCCAUCCUGGAGGCCUACAAGGCUGGCUACCUCGGGCCGAACGCUUGUGGCUCCGGCUUCGAGUUCGAUUUGUAUGUGCACCGGGGAGCCGGUGCCUACGUGUGCGGCGAGGAGACAUCGUUGAUCGAAUCCUUGGAGGGAAAGGCGGGCAAGCCGCGCAACAAGCCCCCCUUCCCGGCGGAUAUCGGAGCCUUUGGCUGCCCCUCGACGGUGACAAAUGUGGAGACGGUGGCGGUGUCUCCCACCAUCUGUCGCCGCGGCGGCAACUGGUUCGCCAGCUUCGGGCGCACCCGCAACUCGGGCACGAAGCUCUUCAACAUCUCUGGCCACGUGGAGCGACCCUGCACCGUCGAGGAGGAGCUGUCGAUGCCCACGCGUGAGAUCAUUGAACGGCACGCCGGCGGCGUCAUCGGUGGAUGGGACAAUCUGCUGGCCAUUAUACCGGGCGGCUCGUCCACGCCCUGCAUUCCCAAGGAGGACGCCAGCAAGGCCAUCCACGACUACGACGGGCUCAUGGCCGUGCGCUCCUCCAUGGGCACCGGCGCCAUCAUUGUGAUGAGCAAGCAGACGGACAUCAUCAAGGCCAUCGCCCGCCUGGCCGCCUUCUACAAGCACGAGAGCUGCGGCCAGUGCACACCCUGCCGCGAGGGCCUCCACUGGGUGAACCUCAUCAUGCAGCGCUUCGUGACCGGUCAGGCCAGAGUCGAGGAGAUCGACAUGCUCUGGGAGAUCACCAAGCAGAUCGAAGGCCACACCAUUUGCGCCCUGGGCGACGGAGCCUCCUGGCCGCCCCAAGGCCUCAUUCGUCACUUUCGUCCGCUCAUCGAGCAGCGCAUCAAAGAGCGUGCAGCCUGCGAUGCAGCAGCAGCACCGGCAGCCGCUUCCUAAUUGUCACGCCGCUCAUUAUUCCAUUUCUUUUGUUUUAUAAUAA
Molecule: messenger RNA, 1801 nt
Organism: Drosophila subobscura
Lineage: Eukaryota; Metazoa; Arthropoda; Insecta; Diptera; Drosophilidae
Gene: ND-51L1
Product: NADH dehydrogenase [ubiquinone] flavoprotein 1, mitochondrial
Exons: 3
Coding region: 1-1758 (585 amino acids)
Biological process (GO): mitochondrial electron transport, NADH to ubiquinone
Molecular function (GO): NAD binding; FMN binding; NADH dehydrogenase (ubiquinone) activity
Source: RefSeq, a predicted model, not a curated record